UUACUGUGUGAUGCAAUUCACAUGGUUCCUGCACCAAUGGUGAAAGAUGGGAUUUAUGAGUGCAAAUGAAGGUCUUUUUGUGAAAUAAAACAUUUAAGGAGCUCUGCCUUCUCUUUUUGUGGUGCAAAACACAUUUGGCGAUGGUUAUGCAAUUUAAAGCAGUCAAACAAAGGGGUUUGUAGUAAGAAGAUGAAAAGAUAAAACUCUUUUCAGUGUGUGGUGACUAACGGGUAGAUUUUAUCAGCAAUAAUAAAGGGGUUUCCAGCUUACUCACCACUUUACAUCUUUACAAACAGUUUCACAUCCUCACACAGCUGCCUCAUUACAAAGACCGCCCUGCUUAUUUCGUUUGCUUCACUGCAACAGCACUUCUUGUCUGUAAGGCAGAGGUGGGAGAAGAGAAUCGAGAACCCGUCACUGGUGGGCAUUUGUUCUCCAUGCUGGCAUUUAAUAAGCCCCAAAAGAUUUCUGCCUCAAAGUCAUUCCAAAGUCAAAUUAAGGCUGAGCUCAGUGAGCAUGUUUAUCUUUAAGUCUCGCUGCAUCGCGGCUGUAACCUCGGGGGUGGACAAGUGAAUGAGUAUAGCAGCAGAUGUUUUCUGUGUACUCCUCUCAGUCUAAACGUUACAAUGCGCACACCAUUUCCAGGUGACAUGAAUGAAUAAUGAAGAGAUCACAGUAUAGUGCUUACAAUCAGUCUGUGAAUUGUGGCUUCCAGUAAGAAUUGGCACAUUUUCAGUGAUUUACUUUUGAGCACUUCUCACUCCUGCACAAAUGAACAGGCUGUCAUUUCACGCAAACAGCUUCUCUGUAAGUGAGUUAAGUUCAAACUGAUCGCUAGAAAUGAGUUUACAACGGAUUACGUCUUAGAAACGUCUAUUUGUCAUAGAACAAAAUAUAAAUGUACAAGAGGACAUGUUGUGAAUCUGGAGAAAUAGAUUGACGCAUGUUAAUAGGCAUUUUUGAAAUGUUAGGGAACAAUCACCCAAUGUGAAGAAAGUCGUGGUUCUUUAAAUGUUUCAUCACCCUUUUGAAGCAAGAAAACAUACCGAACAACGCAAGCUGAAACUGAAAUUGGGUGGUCAUCAAACUGAGAGCAUGCUGUUAAUCUCUUUUCAUUUAAAGCUGAUGUUUAAACCACAGUGGGACAGUGGGAGCUCACAUAGACAACUAAUAUCCCUCUACAAAAGUACAGUAACCAUUGAAUCACUGUGUCCUCUGUAUUUUUCUGUGUCUCUGCAGAUCAGAGUGGACGGUCCUCUGGUGGGAGGAGUGCUGUACGAGACAGUGACCGUGAUGAAGGAUAGCAGCCCCAUCCUCCGGGAUAUGGCCUUCUCCCUGGACAGGAACUUUCUCUACGUCAUGUCUGACAAUCAGGUGGCUCAGGUCCCCGUGGAGGCCUGUGAGCAGUACGGCACAUGUGCUGAGUGUCUGAGCUCUGGUGACCCCCACUGCGGCUGGUGUGUCCUGUUCAACAUGUGCUCGAGGAGGGAUCGGUGUCUGAGGGCGGAUGAGGCCUUCCGUUUCGCCACCGACAUUGACCGCUGUGUGAAGGUCAUCGCUCACCCGGACAGCAUUGCUGUAUCAGCACAUAGUGUCCCUCUUCUGCUGGAGGUGAAUAAUGUUCCAGACCUUUCUGCUGGAAUCACCUGUUCAUUUGGCCGGCAGGCCCAGGUGGACGGUCACGUCAACGGGAACAGGGUCAUGUGUCUGUCGCCGGCCGGGAAGGAGGUCCCUCAAAUACCAGAAGGACAAGACUGGGCUGGCGUAGAGCUUCGUCUGAACUCAAAGGAGACAGGUCAGAUGGUCGCCAGCACAGAGGUGAAGUUCUACAACUGCAGCACCCAUCAGACGUGUCUGUCCUGUGUAAACAGCACUUUUCGCUGCCACUGGUGUAAAUACCGCAACCUGUGCACCCACGACCCCAGCAGCUGUUCUUUCCAGGAGGGCAGAGUCAACGCCUCAGAGGACUGCCCUCAGCUCCUUCACUCUGGGGAAAUCCUCCUGCCGGCCGGUGAGGUCCGACCCAUCACGCUGAGGGCCCGAAACCUCCCGCAGCCGCAGUCGGGCCAGCGGGGCUACGAGUGCGUGGUGCACGUGCAGGGUGUCAUCCACCGUGUCACGGCGCUGCGCUUCAACAGCACCAGCGUGCAGUGCCAGAACAGCUCGUACUUGUACGAGGGUGUGAAGAUCAGUGACCUGGCAGUGGACCUUUCCAUCGUAUGGAACGGCAAUUUCAUCAUCGACAAUCCCGAGAAGAUUAAAGUGCACCUCUACAAGUGCAGCGCCCAGCGGGACAGCUGUGGCAUGUGUCUGCGGGCGGAGAGGAAGUUCCAGUGUGGAUGGUGCAGCGGUGAGGGCCGAUGCACCAUGAGGCAGCACUGUCCUCCCAUCUCACCCUAUGCGAGCCGUUGGCUGGACCGUUCCGCCAAGAAUGUCAAGUGCACCAACCCACGCAUCACUGAGGUGAGUCCAGUGGCGGGACCUCUGGAGGGGGGCACACUGGUCACCAUCCAGGGCCUGAACCUGGGUCUGUCCUUCUCUGAGCUGGAGGGCAACGUGGAGGUGGCGGGUGUGCAGUGCAUCCCACAGGAGGAAGGAUACAUCACUGCAGAACAGAUUGUGUGCGAGAUGGCUGCAGCUCCUAAAAGAAGUGCUCCAGGUCCCGUUAAGCUGUGUGUUGGCGAAUGCAGACCAGAACUACGAGCGCAGUCCUCCCAGCUCUACUCCUUUGUGACCCCUUCGAUGCUGGCACUGACCCCAGGCAGAGGGCCUGAAUCUGGGGGCACCAAGGUCACCAUUGUCGGGGAGAACCUGGGCGCUGGCAGCACUGUUAACGUGUACUUUGGCAAUCAGACCUGUGAGCUGUACAGGCGCACCGUGUCCGAGAUCGUGUGCUUCUCUGCGCCGUCCGUGACGAGAGCCGGACCGGUGCAGGUCAGUUUGAGCGUCGACCGGGCCAAAGUUCCCGGGAGUCUGGCCUUUGAGUACAUAGAAGACCCCACAGUCCAGCGUAUUGAACCCCUGUGGAGCAUCACCAGCGGACACACCACACUGACGGUGACCGGGACCAACCUGGAUGUGGUUCAGGAGCCGCGCGUCAGAGUCAAAUACGCCGGCCAUGAAUCCGUCAAUGUGUGCAAAGUGCUCAACACCACCACCAUCAGCUGCUUCGCCCCGUCUCUGAAGGCCGACUACACCGCCGACCAGGAGACGAUCAAACACGCGGACGAGUUCGGCUUCGUCUUCAACAACGUUCAAGCUCUGCUCACUUACAACAACACCAUCUUCGUCUACUACCCCAACCCGUACCUGGAGCCCCUCAGUCUAUCCGGUGUUCUGGAGCAGAAACCCGGAGCUCCAAUCAUACUCAAAGUACGUCAGACGAUGGGUUCUUUCUCCUUUUUUGAUUUCCCUGCAAUGGACAGAGAGGAAAUUCUGACAGUGACAUGUUUUCACAUAUAGUCCUUUUUAAACAAACCAAACUCAAACAGCAAAAAGUAGACCAACAUUAAAGUGACUCAGUCCUUUUUUGUGUUCGCAUUGUCAAUUGGACUCAGUUCUCUUUCCGGCCCACUUCAGCUCUGAUGGGGCCUCAGUCCUAUAUCUGUUCACACCUUAUCUACCGUCAUUCUUAUCUUCCCCCUUUAAUGACCUUUUUAGGGUAGGCACGGGCGCAUUCUAUAUACUCCUCGUCCACUUGUUGUGCUAGCUGUACGAGCGGCCAUGAUUCCGCCAAUUUGUUUAUU
Anarrhichthys ocellatus (wolf-eel) is the source of this 3746-nucleotide messenger RNA. Its product is annotated as plexin-A2-like. Bases 1012 to 3462 code for a protein of 816 amino acids. Gene Ontology annotation, biological process: regulation of cell migration; semaphorin-plexin signaling pathway. The transcript has 15 exons. NCBI's taxonomy places the organism in Eukaryota, Metazoa, Chordata, Actinopteri, Perciformes, Anarhichadidae. The record is from RefSeq and is a predicted model, not a curated record. Gene Ontology annotation, cellular component: plasma membrane; semaphorin receptor complex. Gene Ontology annotation, molecular function: protein binding; semaphorin receptor activity.